GACCUACCAUUAUCACACGGGGGUGGGCACACAAAACCAGAAGGACUAUAGCGUCCGGUGGAGACAGACACAACAUGGCAUCGACAGUGAAAGGUUUGGUGGAAAGACUACGAGAUGGGGAGAACGUCCUCUGCGCGGAAGGAUACAUGUGGGAGCUGGAGAGAAGAGGCUUUCUCAAAUCCGGGGCCUUUACACCGGAAGUGGUUAUAGACCAUCCGGAAAGAGUUCGAAACCUCCAUGAAGAAUUUGUCCAUGCCGGAAGUGACGUUGUGGAAGCCUUUACGUAUUACGGUCACCGGGCAAAGCUGCGAAUGGUUGGAAGGGAAGAUGAUCUCGAGGCCUUAAAUCUCGCAGCUCUGAAGAUCGCGCGAGAUGUUGCUGACAGAACGGGAAAACUAAUGGCCGGAAACCUUUGCAACACAACGAUAUAUGACCCUGAAAAUACAGAGUCUGUGGAAGAGGUCAAGUCUAUAUUCAAAGAACAGGUAGAGUGGGCUGUUAAGGGCAAGGCGGACUACUUUAUUGCGGAGACAUUCGAUUCGUGCAGUGAGGCCAGCCUCGCUCUGGAGGCCAUCCGGAAGUAUGGAAAAGGUCUUCCAGCUGUGAUCACGAUGGCGGCCUAUGUCCCAGACAGAACCACAGACGAUGUCCCCUUCCCCCAGGCCAUGAGGAGGCUUGAAGAGGAAGGGGCGGCGGUCGUGGGGUUAAACUGUGCCCGGGGUCCGGCCACGAUGUUGCCACUUCUCAGGCAGAUCCGACAGGCUUGUAAGGGCCCUAUAGCCGCUCUUCCUGUCACCUUCCGCACCACGCCUCAACAGAAGUGCUUCCAGUGCCUCACAGACCCGGUGACAGGAAGCAUGGCGUACCCUGCAGAGUUAGCUCCCCUGCAGUGUACUCGAGCUGAGAUCCGCCAGUUUGCUACAGAAGCCCGGGAGUUGGGUGUACAGUACAUCGGUCUGUGUUGUGGCAGCGCUUCCUACUAUCUGAGGGAGGUCUCCAUUGCGUACGGUCGUAACCCACCAGCUGCCAAAUUUGAGCCUGAUCUUCAGAAGAGCAUACUUGUAGGGGACAUCAAGGCAUUCUCUCGAGGUGACAGAAUCAGUAAGCUGAGAGCCUUCAUGGUUGGUGACAUAAAGUCUUGAAACACGGACACAGUGGAACAGUUAUCUACACAUCAUCUUGAAGUAGACGCAAGGACGUGUAUUUUCAAGGAGGUGCAAAUCUUUAAAAUCAGACAAGAGUCAACAUACGACUCCAUCGUCAGGUUGACAAUGUGUUGAUAUCACGCACAAGGGCCAAGGGAUUCGCUUGGGAACGUAAUAAAUAGAUAUCUGCUGGUA
Messenger RNA from Haliotis rubra (blacklip abalone), 1340 nucleotides. RefSeq names its product betaine--homocysteine S-methyltransferase 1-like. Gene Ontology annotation, molecular function: zinc ion binding; methyltransferase activity. NCBI's taxonomy places the organism in Eukaryota, Metazoa, Mollusca, Gastropoda, Lepetellida, Haliotidae. Bases 75 to 1142 code for a protein of 355 amino acids. The transcript is spliced from 7 exons. The record is from RefSeq and is a predicted model, not a curated record.